Molecule: messenger RNA, 987 nt
Organism: Mesorhabditis spiculigera
Lineage: Eukaryota; Metazoa; Nematoda; Chromadorea; Rhabditida; Rhabditidae
Source: the annotation of a GenBank genome assembly
AUGGAACAGCCAAGAAGGAACACGGCCAUCCAUCAACCGCGCACCGCUGAUGGAACAUCGUUGCAAUCACCAGUUCAACCGCUGUUGAACCAGUUAAAACAAAAGACGGCCAAAACCUUCAAGGCAGCCGAUUGGAAAGCGAGCGCAAAAAUCGCGGAGGGCUCGUAUGCUGAAUGCUUCCGUAACGCCAAAGGACAGAUAAUAAAGCUGCGACCGCUGCAGCCGGACGACAAGGCGUUGCUGUCUAGUGCGGUGUGUGAGGCGGCGAUAACGAUGGCCCUCAACCACCUCGAUCACGCCAACUUCGUCGCGACUAGUCGCAUUCGCGUAAUCCGUGGCCCGAUCCCUGCGGCUUUGCGUCAAGCUCGACAGGCCACCAUAGUUGCUGAAAAGGGCUACUUCCUGCUGAUUGAGCAAGAAGAUGGUGGCACCGAAUUGGAAGGCUUCAACUUCACAGAUGAUCGACAGCGAUUUGCAACUCUCCAACAAGUCGCGUUUUCUCUGCGAAAAGCCGAAGAGGCGUUCAAAUUCGAGCACCGUGACCUGCAUCUGGGAAACGUACUGAUCGCCAAAACGUCCGAAACUCUACAAGUCUUUCAAGUCGCCGGACACGACUUUGCGGUCAACACUCACGGGAUCCGCGCCGUAUUAAUAGAUUUCACUUUGUCAAGGCUCGAGCACCAAGGAGAAAUCUUCUACACGGACCUCGAGGCGGAUCCAGAAUUAUUUGAAGGCAACAUGGCCCCGCAAGCAAGUGUGUAUAUAGCCAGCCGAGAAGUGGUCCGGCGUAAUUGGGCAAAUUUCGCGCCGCAGACCAACUACAUGUGGCUCGUGUCCUUGGCAAAAAAUCUGCUGGAAAAGAUUGACAAGAAAGCUCAUCCGGCCGCGGCAAACCUCCUCAGCUUCUUCCGCAGAAAGACCACUGGCGCACCCACCACGCUGGAAGGCCUGCUUGCACAUCCCGUGUGGGCAGCUUUUUGUGCAAUU